AUUAAUAUUAAAGACGACACUCUAGAGACUAUAGAACGUAUUCUAUCUUUUCUCUAUCUCCGAGAUUAUAAUAAGGAUAGUUUAUCUCUUUUAGAAAAUAAGCUAGAAAUCUUAGAGCUAGCUAAUCGAGUUACUUUUAAUAAUAUUAAAGUAUUUAUCGCUACUAAUAAGUAUAUAAUCCUUCCUUUAAAAGCUCUAGCUACCCUAAAGCUCUCCUAA
Molecule: messenger RNA, 219 nt
Organism: Penicillium diatomitis
Lineage: Eukaryota; Fungi; Ascomycota; Eurotiomycetes; Eurotiales; Aspergillaceae
Product: BTB/POZ protein
Exons: 2
Source: RefSeq, a predicted model, not a curated record